Molecule: messenger RNA, 486 nt
Organism: Perkinsus marinus ATCC 50983
Lineage: Eukaryota; Perkinsozoa; Perkinsida; Perkinsidae
Product: translation initiation inhibitor, putative
Exons: 5
Coding region: 1-486 (161 amino acids)
Source: RefSeq, a predicted model, not a curated record
AUGUCGUCACCUGUUGAAUCUCGUAUAGCCUCUCUCGGUCUCACCCUCCCUUCUGGUGCUGCUCCUUUGGCGAACUAUGUGCCUUAUAGCAGGUCCGGUAACCUAGUGUUCGUGAGCGGUCAGCUCCCUAAAGAAGACAAGCAGGACGGAACAGCGUUUUUCCAUCAGGGCAGACUUGGAGACAACUUUACUGUUGAGCAGGGUCAGGCCGCUGCUAAGGCUUGUGGUCUUAAUAUGAUAGCCCAGGUCAAAGAGGCAUGCGGAGGCGACCUGUCUAAGGUUAAAUCUGUUGUUAAGGUUGAGGCAUUUAUCAACUCAACACCUGACUUUGUCGAUCAACCCAAGGUCACCAAUGGCUGCAGCGACUUGCUGGUUGACGUAUUUGGUGAGGGUGUUGGCCGUCAUAGCCGUUUCGCAGUUGGGUGCGCUUCGCUACCCAUGGGCGUAGCUGUUGAGAUUGGCGGUGUCUUCGAGAUUUCCGAUUGA